UGAUGGAUGCUUUUUUGGUUUUUUGUCCCUUUUUAAGGCCUUCGUUUUUCCGUUGUUUUGCAGGAGUUCCUAGAGAUUGGAGGUAUUUUCCUGAUUUUGUCUUCUAUUCGUUGCAAUUACUUUCAAUUUCAAUUGCUUUCAAUUGAAGAUAUUCUGUUUGUUUAUUUGAGCCCGUCCGUCUCUGUGUGUGCGUGCCAUUGAUUCAUUUGCUCUCCUCAGCGUACGAAAUGGACCCUACAAGAGCACCAGAUUUUCGUCCACCAUCAGCUGCGACGUCGCAGGGCCAACCGUUGGCGCCAUCGUCACAGAUUCCUAAGGCUAUUCCAAUCCAGCCUCCGGUGUUGGCGGAUUACCCUAACAAGUUGGAUGCGCCAAUUCGACCACGUACACAUAGACACCAUCACCAUACAACGACAGCAAGCUCAUCGCCACGUACCCCGAUUGGUAGUGUGAUCCCAUUGGCGACGGAAAACUUACAGCCGUUGAGCACUGAAAACUCUGGCGAGAGUAGUAGUGACCAGGACGAGGACGCUGAGAUCUCCGUAUCAGACACUGACUACUACGAGGAGCCUGUAUCUGUAUCUGUACCAAGAGUUCACUCCUACCAAACUGCUGACUUGGAGGAAGUUCCACACGGAAUCAUCAGGCAGUCCAAAACUUUGGCAAAUUACAAAUUCCCAACGCAUAGACUAAUACAAAAAUUGAAGAAUCCGAAUAAGCAGCCAUUGGUCAUUGUUGCAUGUGGUUCGUUCUCUCCAAUCACUUAUCUACACUUGAGAAUGUUUGAGAUGGCCAUGGAUGCCAUCAGAGAACAGACGAGGUUUGAGGUACUUGGUGGUUAUUACUCACCGGUGAGUGAUAACUACAAGAAACGUGGGUUGGCACCAGCCUCCCAUAGAGUUCGUAUGUGUGAGUUGGCAUGUGAACGUACUUCCUCGUGGCUCAUGGUUGAUGCCUGGGAAUCGCUACAGCCAACAUAUACAAGAACCGCAAAGGUUUUGGAUCACUUUAACGAGGAAAUUAACGUUAAGCGUGGAGGAGUCCUCACUGCUGACGGUACCAAGAGAGGUGUCAAGGUGAUGCUUCUCGCAGGUGGUGACUUGAUCGAAUCCAUGGGUGAACCAAACGUAUGGGCUGACGAUGACUUGCACCACAUAUUGGGACGUUACGGUUGUCUCAUCGUUGAAAGAACCGGCUCAGAUGUACGCUCCUUCCUUCUUAGCCAUGAUAUCAUGUACGAACAUAGACACAACGUUUUGGUUAUUAAACAGCUCAUUUAUAACGAUAUAUCAUCUACAAAAGUGAGAUUGUUCAUCAGAAGAGGUAUGAGCGUACAGUAUUUGUUGCCAAAUAGUGUGAUAAGAUACAUCCAAGAGCACGGUCUCUACGCUAAUGAAACUGAGCCUGUAAAGCAGGUACUAGAAUCAAAGGACUGAGUCUUUUGUUUAUUGGUUUUCCUUUCUCUUUUGUUUUUUGUUCUUCUACUGUGUUACUUCCUUUGUCUCUGUUUAGUCUCCUCUUUUACAAUUAAAAUACACUAUGUACUUCCUUAUAUAUCUACAUAUCAUUCUUAAUGGAGUCAUUCAUU
This is a messenger RNA of Williopsis jadinii, 1588 nucleotides long. RefSeq lists its product as uncharacterized. Bases 228 to 1436 code for a protein of 402 amino acids. The record is from RefSeq and is a predicted model, not a curated record. Gene Ontology annotation, biological process: NAD+ biosynthetic process. Gene Ontology annotation, molecular function: nicotinate-nucleotide adenylyltransferase activity; nicotinamide-nucleotide adenylyltransferase activity. NCBI's taxonomy places the organism in Eukaryota, Fungi, Ascomycota, Saccharomycetes, Phaffomycetales, Wickerhamomycetaceae. The transcript has a single exon.